Messenger RNA from Medioppia subpectinata, 2529 nucleotides. The record is from the annotation of a GenBank genome assembly. NCBI's taxonomy places the organism in Eukaryota, Metazoa, Arthropoda, Arachnida, Sarcoptiformes, Oppiidae.
AUGCCUAUGGAACACAAGAAGACAUUACUCGAGACCACAGAUGACUGCAAUGAAGACAAUAAACAGCCACAGAUUUACGCGAAAAACUCAAUGGACAGAUUCGGUGAUGAUUUGUGUCAACUAUUAUUGUCUUAUCUCUCACUCGAAGAUCGGUUUCGAAUGGAAUGUUUGUCCAAACAGUUCCGGAGGACAGUCUUCGGGAGUGUUGUCGACAUCACUCUAUACAACCGAUUUAUACAGAGAUUAUUGAUUGAGAAGACAAUUGACACCCAAUUGUUGGCCACAAUUGCCAUAAAGUGUCCAAACAUUGAGACCAUUGACUUCAGAGGAAUGAUCAAUGAAUGCAAAGAACAGAUUCCAGAAGUGUUGCGAUUAUUGCGAGACAAUUGUCUUAAUUUGCGAGAAGUUUACUGUCGUUUCAACGAAACGACGGCACAAUUGUCUCAACAGUUCGGACCACUGGUCACACGAAUCAAUUGCAAUGAGUUGUCCUACGAUAUCGUCGACACCACUUCCGGACAACUAUUGGCCAACAAUUUGAAGACAUUUGAGUUGAAUUAUUAUUACGCCGAAGACAGACAACUAUUCACUGCAUUUGUGGCACACAAUCAGUGUCUCAAAAGUCUAAACAUUUUAGAUAUUUACGAUCUGAACGAUACUCUUCCCGAACUGGCCGUACAAUUGUCACGAUUAACACAAUUACGGGAACUCACACUCGGGUUAGUGUUUGACGUAUUGGACGACCAGAUGUCCGCAGCCGUGACCCAGUGUUUGCGUACAAUAGGCGUGAAUUGCAAAGGAUUGAAACGAUUGACACUCGCACUGACUUUUGUGGGACUGUCCGAAACCACAUUCCAGAUAUCAUUGGAUUCGUUAGGAGUUUAUCGCCAAUUAAAACGAUUACAUAUAAGAGCGGAUGAGAUCAUCGCUGACCUGUUGUUGGAUCCGUUGAGACACUGCCAGAGAUUAACGCAUUUAGAGCUCUGUUUGCAAAAAAUGACAGCAAAUGUGUUGAAAGAUAUGCAUAUAAAGUGUCCGCGACUUCAGUAUCUAUUUAUUGGAUACUUUCAUAACAUCGACACCGAGUCUUUGUCACACGUCUCAAGACUACCGGCGCUGCAAAUGCUUGUCAUUGCCAAUGACUGUGAGGCAGAAUCUGCUGAUCUCUCGGAUAAUGAUUUCUGGGAUCUGUUGUCCAGAAAUAUGGCACAACAGAUGGAACACAAGAAGACAUCACUCGAGAUCACAGAUGACGGCAAUGAAGACAAUAAACAGCCCCAGAUUUACGCGAAGAACUCAAUGGACAGAUUCGGUGAUGAUUUGUGUGAACUUCUGUUGUCUUACCUGUCAUUCGAAGAUCGGUUUCGAUUGGAAUGUGUGUCCAAACAGUUCCGGAGGACUGUCUUCGUGAGUGUUGUGGACAUCACUCUAAGCGACCGAUUUAUACAGAGAUUAUUGAUUGAGAAGACAAUUGACACACAAUUGUUGGCCACAAUUGCCAUAAAGUGUCCAAAGAUUCAGAUCAUUGACUGUCGAGGAAUAGACAGAGAAUAUAAAGAACACAUUCCGGAAGUGUUGUCCAUAUUUCGAGACAAUUGCCGGCAUUUGCGGGAAAUUUACUGCAAUAUAUGGCCAAUUAGUGGCCAAACAACGGGUUCAUUGGAAGCACUGAUCACACGAAUCGUUGGCUUCUGGCCAAUACAGGGGCGACCGCUGUCUCUAUACCACCGAUUAUCACACUUAGGGAUCAUUAAUAUUCGGUUCGCGUUUGACUGCAAAUCGGAUCAAUUGUUAGCCAAAAAUUUGCAUAAAUUUGAGCUAAAAUUUUAUGCCGACUCCGAUAUCGACCGCUGGUCUGCAUUCGUGGCACAGAAUCAGUGCCUCCAGAGUCUGGCCGUAAAGGAGUUUGUUUUCCUAACGCAAGAAGCGGUGGCCGAACUGUGCGGACAAGUGUUACGAUUACCGCACUUACGGGAACUGACACUCCGUUUGUUAACCUACUCUCACAUCCCUAUCAACCACUCGUUGCUCACAAUUGGUGUGAAUUGCAAACAAUUGCAACGAUUGUCUCUCGAUGUCACUCAAAGAGCAUUCAGCAUAACCGCAAUACCGGACAAACCGGUACUUCAGAUAGCGUUGGACUCGUUAGGAUAUUACCGACGGUUAAAAUGGUUGCGUUUAGAGGUCGACGCUGUCAUCAUUGACCAGUUGUUGGAUCCGUUGCGACACUGCAAGAGAUUAACGCAUUUAGAGCUCUAUAUUAAAGAAAUGACAGCAAAUGUGUUGAAAAAUUUGCAUCAAUACUGUCCACGACUUCAAUACCUAUUCAUUCGUGACAUGAAUAACACGAUAGACGGCGAGUGUUUGUCUCACAUCUCAAGACUACCGGCGCUGCAAACGCUUGUCAUUGACUGCCAUAAAGAUAUUGAUCUCUUGGAUAUUGAUUUGAAUGCUGUGUUGUCUUCGAGUCCUAAACUCAAGACAAUUGAAAUCCGUGUAAACAAUGAGAAGAAGUUUUAUUCAAAGUAA